AAACUCUUUGACAAUUGUGUGUACGGUCAUACAACGUUCCGUCGUGACCGGGGGUGCCCCAAAAAUGCAAAAAGUGCUGUUGUUUCUGGUCGCCGGCGUGCUGGCGGCCCACGCCAAGUUCCACUGGAACCGCACGAGUUUUCCCCGAGUGCCCGUCUGGAAUUUCACCAUCGAGGAGAAAACGCUACUGAAUGCUGAGCAAACGGGAAAACUGUGCCUGAAAAACGUCGACAAGUGCAUGGAGGAAGACUUCAACUAUGAAACGACCGCUAAUCGACUCGCCGAUUUCGUCUUCGGGAUCGUCCCACCAUUCGACUUGAGUCAGGUCGAGGGGGUCGCCGAGGAUUGCAAAAGGCAGAGCGAGAAGUACGUCGAAGAGCUACUCAAAUUCAAGCUGUGGGCACUCAAAAUGUACGAUGCCUCGGCCAAAUUACCCACGGGGAUUUUGAACGGGAAUGUUAACCAGUUAGGCGAUUUCGACUUGUGUCUGCAAGCCAAUGAAAGGAGGCUGGGUAUCAGGGGGAAAUACUGCCUUGCUUCUAUGCAGGUAGAAGCAGGAGCAGCGAGUCCCUAUAUUCUAGCGCUGCAUAGGCUGGCACAGUCGCACCACCAUUUCAGGAGUCAGCUCGACGACCCAGGGCAUCGCGUCCCCCGCUUUUCGAGCGUCAACUGGGCCCUUUGUGUCCCCAGCGCCUGCUCCUCUGCGGACGUCCAGCUGGCCCUCCGGACCAAAAUCAACACAAUCUCCAAAAACACCGACUUAGCAGUGCGAGUCCUGGUAGAGCCAGACAUGUGCCAAUCAAGCCAAAAAGAACCGUUGCCGACCUCGACCAUCAUAGUCUCAGGGAUUUUCGCCGGAAUCGUCCUUCUGGUGGCUGUGAGCACGGGGUACGACUGUUAUGCUCUCGGGGAGAAAAACAGGUGGAUGGUGGCGUUUUCCUUGCGGAAAAACUGGACCACUCUGGUCACCAUCAAGCGGUCGAGCGAUGAUAUUGAGGCCAUCCACGGGAUUCGGUUUUUGAACGCGUUUCUGCUGGUUUUGGCCCAUAAAAGCAUGGCCAUGUUUUUCACGCCGUACAUGAACCGGACCGAGAUGAUCGAGUUUGUUUCGCGGCCCUGGACCGUGAUAGGGCGCGCGGCCAGUCUCUACACCGACCCUUUCAUCCUCAUUUCGGGGACGCUUACGGCCUACUCGCUCCUCGGCAAAUUGAAAAAGAACGGCAGGAUUAGCGUCCGGGAAGAGUACAUUUCUCGCCUGUUCCGCAUUUUGCCGACCUUUGCCGCUCUAAUCGCAUUUUGUACUUUUGUCCUGCCGUGGAUGAACCAGGGCCCCAUGUGGAACCAAGUCGUGACGCAUCAUUCCGACCUAUGCAAACAAUACUGGUGGAGGAAUUUACUAUUUAUUCACAAUUAUUUCGGUUUUAAGGACAUGUGUUUGACGCACACACACCACGUGGGAAUCGACACUCAGCUGUUUUUCGUUUCGCCCCUUUUCGCCCUAUUGUUGUGGAAGUGGCCUAAAAGGGGUGUCUACGUUUUGGCGGUCCUGGCACUCGCUUCGACCGCUUGGCGCUAUUACGUCACGUAUACUAUGAAACUAUCGAAUUAUAUUCAUUUUGGGACUUCAAUCACUCAGUUAUUUGCGACCGCCGACAACAUGUACAUUAUUCCGCUCCAUAGAGCGACGGUCUAUAUCAUGGGCGUCUUACUUGGGUACAUUUUGAGGAAUUAUAGGAACAUUUCGUUAAGCAAAAGCCAGCUCCGGUUUGGCAAUACUGUGGCCCUGCUUAGUUUCAUAGCGUCCCUGUUCGGCCCAGCCUUCAUGGGGAGUAUAGACUACGUGUACAACCCCACGGAUGCGGCGUGGUAUGCGGCUUUCGCCCCCAUCCUCUGGUGUUUCUCCUUCGGUUGGAUUAUCUUUACUAGUCACUUGGGGUACAAAGGACUUGUCGAACGGUUUUUCUCAUGGCCCCCAUUUUCGCUCUGGACCAAGAUCUCCUACACUGUCUACUUGACGCAAUUCCCUGUUUUCUUCUACAAUGUUGGGAUCACCAGGACAACGCAACAUUACGGAUUCUUCAAAAUUUUACUCAACUUGCAGGAACUGGCUUGGGUCUGGUUCUUGUCCGUUGUUUUAACUCUACUAAUAGAGAUGCCAUUCCAAAACAUUAGAAAUAUUGUAUUUAAGAAAGAGAGGACGCCGGAGCCGCUCCACAAGAAGAUUAGUUGAUCUAGUUGUAGGUUUUUAAUUUAUUUAGUUAAGUUGUUGAGAAUAAAAAAUGAAAAACCGA
Molecule: messenger RNA, 2291 nt
Organism: Tribolium castaneum (red flour beetle)
Lineage: Eukaryota; Metazoa; Arthropoda; Insecta; Coleoptera; Tenebrionidae
Product: O-acyltransferase like protein
Exons: 9
Coding region: 65-2230 (721 amino acids)
Molecular function (GO): acyltransferase activity, transferring groups other than amino-acyl groups
Source: RefSeq, a predicted model, not a curated record